AUGUCUUCUUCCGUUGACCAAAAGGCUAUUGAUACAAUCCGUGUUCUUGCUGCUGAUAUUGUAGCUAAAUCCAACUCUGGUCACCCCGGUGCUCCUAUGGGUUGCGCUCCCAUUGCUCACACUUUAUUCACCAAAUUUCUUAACUGCAACCCCAAGAACCCUUAUUUCAAAAACCGUGACAGAUUUGUUCUUUCCAAUGGUCAUGCUUGUGCCCUUCAAUAUAUUCUCCUUCACCUUUUGGGUUACAAUGUUUCCAUGGACGAUUUGAAGAAUUUCCGUCAAUUAGGAUCCAAGACACCUGGUCAUCCUGAGAGAAUUGAUACUGAAGGUAUUGAAGUUACCACCGGUCCUUUGGGCCAAGGUAUCUCGAAUGCUGUCGGUUUAGCUGCCGCUGAAGCUCACCUCGCAGCUACUUACAACAAAGAAGGUUUCGAGCUCUUCAAUAACUACACUUAUGUUCUCCUCGGUGAUGGCUGUCUUCAAGAAGGUGUUUCUUCUGAAGCCUGUUCCCUUGCUGGCCAUUGGAAGCUAGGCAAACUCAUUUGUUUCUAUGAUGACAACCGCAUCACUAUCGACGGUGAUACUGCAGUUUCAUUCACUGAAGAUGUUUUGAAGCGUUACGAAGCUUACGGUUGGCACAUCUCAUCUGUCGCCGAUGGCGACAGUGAUUUUGCCUCUAUUGAAGAAGCUGUUAAGGCUGCCCAAAAGGUCACUGACAAGCCUUCUAUCAUCAAGGUCAGAACCACUAUUGGUUAUGGUUCCUUGUUGCAAGGUGAAGAAAAGGUACACGGUGCACCUCUUAAAGCCGAUGACAUCAAACAAUUGAAGGAAAAGUUCGGCUUUGAUACGGAGAAGUCUUUCGUCGUUUCUGAUGAGGUUUAUGAUCUUUACAAAAAACGUGCUGAACAUGGCGCCCAAGUCGAAGACGAAUGGAAUAAAAUGUUCGAACAAUACAAAUCUAAAUACCCUAAGGAAGCUGAAGAAAUUGAGCGUCGUUUCGCCAAUAAGUUGCCUGAAAACUGGGACAAGGUUCUUCCUCGUUUCACUCCCUCCGACCCUGCUGUUGCCACUCGUAAGUUGUCUGAAGGUGUAUUAUCUGCUAUGCAAGGUGCUCUUCCUGAACUUUUGGGUGGUUCUGCUGAUUUAACUGGUUCCAACUUGACCCGUUGGAAGGAAGCCGUUGAUUUCCAACAUCCUUCCACCCAACUUGGUGAUUACAGUGGUCGCUACUUCCGUUAUGGUGUUCGUGAACACGCUAUGUUCUCUAUCAUGAACGGUAUGUCUGCUUAUGGUGGUAUUGUUCCCUACGGUGGUACUUUCUUGAACUUCUUGACUUACGGUUGGGGUGCUGCUCGUCUUUCAGCUUUGGGACACAUGCGUGUCAUCUAUGUUAUGACUCAUGAUUCCAUCGGUCUUGGUGAAGAUGGUCCUACUCACCAACCUAUUGAAACUUUAGCCUUGACUCGUGCCACACCUAAUAUGCUUACCUUCCGUCCUGCUGACGGUAACGAAACCUCUGGUACUUAUUGGGCUGCCAUGGUUAACACCACACGUCCUUCCAUCAUCGCUCUUUCUCGUCAAAACUUGCCUCAACUUGAUGGCUCCUCUCCCGAAGCCGUUCUUAAGGGUGCUUAUGUUCUUUCUGCUGAUAAGAACCCUCAAGUUGUCCUUGUUGCUACUGGUUCCGAAGUCUCUCUUGCUGUUGAAGCUGGUAAGGCCUUGGCCAACAAGAAUAUUGCUGUUCAAAUCGUCUCCAUGCCUUGUUCCGAACUCUUUGAUGAACAACCUGCUGAAUACAAGUUGCAAAUCUUCCCUCUUGGUGUUCCUGUCAUCUCUAUUGAAGCUCUCGGUACCUUCGGUUGGGAACGUUACUCUCAUGCUCAAGUUGGUAUGCGUACUUUCGGUGCCUCUGGCAAAGCUGAAGAUUUAUACAAGCACUUCAAGAUCACACCUGAACACGUUGUUGAAAAGGCUGAAUCUGUCAUCAAGCACUUUGAAAAGCUUGGUUAUGUCCCUGAAGUCAAUGCCCAACUUUAA
This is a messenger RNA of Mycotypha africana, 2037 nucleotides long. Its product is annotated as transketolase. Bases 1 to 2037 code for a protein of 678 amino acids. The record is from RefSeq and is a predicted model, not a curated record. Gene Ontology annotation, cellular component: cytosol. Gene Ontology annotation, biological process: pentose-phosphate shunt. NCBI's taxonomy places the organism in Eukaryota, Fungi, Mucoromycota, Mucoromycetes, Mucorales, Mycotyphaceae. The transcript is spliced from 5 exons. Gene Ontology annotation, molecular function: transketolase activity.